Molecule: messenger RNA, 3504 nt
Organism: Spinacia oleracea (spinach)
Lineage: Eukaryota; Viridiplantae; Streptophyta; Magnoliopsida; Caryophyllales; Amaranthaceae
Exons: 13
Coding region: 1-3504 (1167 amino acids)
Biological process (GO): proteolysis
Molecular function (GO): cysteine-type peptidase activity
Source: RefSeq, a predicted model, not a curated record
AUGAAAGAGCGCAGUAGGAAGUAUGCUAAGAGCAGGCGUUUAGCUAAUGAUGUAGAGGAUGAAGGAAAUGAUGAUGAAGAGGAUGACGAGGAAGAUGGAGAAGCUGAUGUCCGUAGAGUGGGGAAGAAGCAUCCGAAGCAUGUAGGCCAAAAUGUUAGGCGGUAUCCUGAAGAUGAACAACAUGGGUUGAGGAAGAAACAUUUGAAGGUGAUUAGGAAGAGGCGUCGUGGGGAUACUGAUGACGAGGAAGAACAGGGGAAGCCUGUGAAGAAGAAGUUGUUGCUGAAGAAAAAGGUUGGUAAGAUUGUUGAUAAAGAGCGUAGAAAAGGAAAGUCUCCUCUUAAAGAUAAGGGAAUGACUAAGAGAGGCAAGAAUAGGAGAGUGUUUCUGCGGGUUCCAAUCCCCCAACAUCCAAUGUCUAGGGGUGAAUAUGCCAAGUGUCAUGAUGUUGUAGUUGCUACCCAAAGGGCUAAUUGCGAUCGCAAGCAACCGAGUGUUAUAUGCCGCACUGAUGCUUUCUCAAAGAUCAUUGCUGGAUUUGAUGACUCUAGAAGAGCCUGUGUGCAAAAAAUGGGGUUUGGAGGAUUGUUGGAGUUGAAAAUAUCCAAGCUUCCGAGGCAGCUUUGUUAUUGGCUGAUGACCAGAUUGGACGGAGUCAACAGUUAUCUGGUAGGUGGUGACGGGCAUGUGUUGCCGAUCACACCUGGCCAUUGGGAAGAUGUGUUUGGUUUGAGGAACAGCGGGCUUCCCGUCCCUGAAAAGGAUUCUGAUUUGCCGGCUGGAAAAGCUCUAGCGUAUGCAGUGAAGUAUGGUGAGAAAAACCCUGCAAACAACAAGACCACAGUACUGAUAUCCAACGCAACUCGCGUGUUGUUAGGUCCCUUGGACAAGCUCGGCAACUUAGUGCCGCUCGCAAAUCAACGUCAAAGGACUGAGUUCAUGGAGAACUUCAUGAUUGUGCUAAUGGGACAGAUUCUUUGUCCUUCUACUGAUGGUGCAAACAUGUCGACGAAACUGCUAGGUGCUGUAUGUGUUGCAAAGGACGCAGAUCAGUAUAACUGGUGUGAGUUUUGUCACAAAUGGCUGCUAGACUACGCGAUCACAUGCCAGCGGAAGCUAGAAGUUCAGGGUUAUGCGGCUGGGACUGGUGGUUGUGUUUUGUUUUUGUUGGUUUUUUAUCUAGAUCGUUUAUGUCGGCUUCCUGUCCGUUGGGACGAGUUCCCCAGACUAAAAGUCUGGACUGAGGAGGAAGUGGAGAAGGUGAAACUUCAUGAUAGGAAGCCUACUGAAGACUAUGGGAGGUUAUCGACGGUUGAUGUUGUUUACCGGGAGCCCCAUCCUCUAUUUGGAGAAAGAAGGCCGUUGGCAGAAGAGGUUGCUAAUCUGGACUGCUUAAUCCCCCAAAGUAUUAUUGUGAAGUCUUUUAAAGCAGAUGAAAGACUUAUGAGUGUCAUGGUGGUUAAGAAAUUUGGUACACCGGACUGUGUUAUGGAAAGGAUGGCCCCCUUACUGCAAGACCUCCGUGCCGUGAUACGAGAACAAGUAAUCAUACGCAGGCUGGGGGCAAAGGAAAGUGUUGCUGAAAAAGAUCCCUCCCCUGGUGUUGCUGAAAAAGAUCCCUCCCCUGCUAGCAGUUCCCAUCGCCAAAUCAGCGAUAAUGCUUAUAUUGACGUGGAUGGUGAGCCAAUGGCGGUGGAUAAGUCGGUCAACAAGGUCCUGAGUGAGUUAGAUGUCAUUGUACUGGAGGAGGAUGAAACAGACAAUGUGCAACACACAGUGGAACAACCAUUGGGAGGUGAAGAAAAUGUGUUUGUGAAUUACCAGUCCUUGCCUGUGGAGCAGCCCGUGUUUGAGUUUCUGCAUGUUCCAGUAGUGGUGGCCGUGCAGAAUGAGCCUAUGGAGGAGGCAGAGCAAGUGCAGCAGGGCCCCCCACAGCAAGUGGUUGAGCUAGUGCAGAAUGAGCCUAUGGAGGCAGAGCAACUGCAGAAGGGACCCCCACAGCAGGCCCCCCCACAGCAAGUGGUUGAGCUAGUGCAGCACUUGGAGGCCAUGCAGAAUGAGCCUAUGGAGGCACUGCCGCAACACGAGCCACAACAAGAGCCACGUCAUGAGCCUGUCCAGCAAGGUCAUACCGAGGGAGACCAAGGCGGACCACAAGAAGAAGGGCCAGUGGUGCCUGUUGUGCAGCAAGAGGCAGACCCCCAUGGCCCAAUAGAAGAGCCACCACAAAAUGAUUUUGUGGAGCCACAAAAUCAUGUUUUGGAGGACCCCGAAAACGAAGAUGAAGAAGAUGGCGAGGAAGGUGAUGAAGAAGAUGGCGAGGAAGAUGAUGAAGAAGAUGGCGAGGAAGGUGACGAAGAUGAAGAAGAUGUUGGUAAUACCGCGGAUCAAGAUAAACCUGGUGAUGAUGAUGAUGAGAACCAAGGAGCAAAUGGUGGUACAACGGGUGAAGCUGAAGGUGCAGAUAAUGCAGAGGGUCCAGGUGCCGAUGGGACCGAGAAUACAAGGGGUGGGGGUGAAGGUUUGGACCAUGGUGCUGUUCAUGGUUCCAAUCCUGAAGAUUUUGAUGGUGCUGAACCAGGUGGUGAUGGUCAGGUGAGAACAAGAAUAAAGGCAGCGAGGCCUAAACCUAGUCCCAAACCCCGCACUCCGACAAAGAGAUCCCGUAAGCCUAGUGAGAAGGCAAUAGCAAUGAGAACAACUCGUCAACGACUAGGUAUUAGAAUGACGAAGGCAGACAGUUCUAUUUUGAAGUACGUAGAGGCUUACGACACCAAAAAGAAAGCAGGAGGGGCUAUGUUGAUUGAAUGUGAUGGGAACGACGCAAACCAGCAGAUGUGUUACUCGGUUGUUCACCCCAGGUCCUAUGUGAAUUCCCAGUAUGUUCGUACAAUUGCAUAUCUCUACAACCGGGAGUGGGCUAGUGAAUUUCCAAAGAGUUGUCGCAGACUUAUGCUUGACUCUAUGUUUGCACAUCAAAAGCUAAAGACGAAAGAAACAUAUGCUGGGUUGUUGAAGAAGUGGUCGCAACCACUUAGGAAGGUGGUCUCCUCGGAUAUUUCUGUGGUUUUUGUUCCAGUUGUCGAAAACGAACACUGGUGGUGUGUUGCUUUUGCACUCAAAGACCAGAAGAUAUGGUUCAUUGACAGCAUGUAUAAAAAUCCCGCUGCAGAGCAUUCUGCGGAAUUAAAGAAAUUGAUACCUGCCGUUGACUACGUCUUACUGGAGACUGACAAGGAGUUUAACGCAUCCCCGACAUGGCAGACUAAGCAAAUGGGGAAAUGGCCCCUGGAUGUUGUUGGUUUUCCUGAUUAUAAUGACAAUCAUGCAUGCAGGGUUGUGAUGCUUAUGGCGAUCCGGGAGACUGCUAAUGCUUUCAAAAAGUCAAUGCAUGUGGGGGAGAUAGGCGCUGCCCGAAAGGCUCUGUUCUUGUCCCAUUUGAAUUCAGACUACAACUCUUGCCGUCCAUUGAUACCGGAGAUAAUUGCUACCCAUUGCCGUUGA